AACACAGCUUCUGAGUAGCAAGUUCAUUCAUUAAAACAAUACAAAAAAAAAACGAAUAUGAAAUUGUUCAUCGUUUUAGCAGCAGUGGCGUUAGCCCAAGGCGCCAAACUAGACAGAACCUACCUCCCACCUAACGCUCAGGCUUCCGCAGGAUCUGCUUUCCUCGAGGCUCCUCGUCAGUCCAACGGAUUCCAGGAUCAAUCUGGUGCUUUCUCCAACAAUGGAUUUGCCAACUCUAAUGCCCAAAACGGAGCUUACUCAGGUUUCGAAGCCCGUCCCGUAGAGCGCGCUCAGGCUGCCUUCGAGAGGAAUGCUGCUAUCCUUCGUCAGGACAACUCCAAUGAUGGAGAGACUUACGCGUAUGCUUAUGAAACUGAGAACGGUAUCUCCGGCGAGGAGAACGGAGUGGCGACUAACGGAGUGCAGGCUCAGGGCAGCUACUCCUACACUGGGGAUGAUGGCAAGGUUUACUCUGUGAGGUACACCGCUGAUGAGAACGGUUUCCAACCCCAAGGUGACCAUCUCCCCACUCCUCCUCCAGUCCCCGCUGAAAUCCUGAAGGCUUUGGAACAAAACGCUCGUGAUGAGGCUGCUGGCAUCUACGAUGACGGCUCUUACAGCGAUGCUAAAUAUGCUGACGACAGCCAACAGCAGUAUUACGACAGCAACGCCCAAGCUAUCAACUACAACAACGCGCCAUCCAACAAUUACAACGCUCAGUCCAACAACUACAACGCUCAGUCCAAUAACUACAAUGCCCAGUCCAACAAUUACAAUGCCCAGUCCAACAACUACAAUGGCCAGUCCAACUACAACUCCGCUCAAUCCAACUACAACUCCGCCCAGUCCAACUACAAUGCUCAAUCUAACUACAACUCCGCUCAAGCCAACUACAACAACGCUGACGCUGUCAUCACCACCAGUGCUUUGAUCCGCAACGACGCUUCUGGCAGCAGCAGCAACGUCGCUGGUACCCAGAAGGCUUACCUUCCUCCCUUCGCUCAGGCCAACACUGACGCCAUUGUUACCAACAAUGCUCUCCUUCGAAGCGAUGCCGCUGAAAGCAGUAGCUCCGUUUCUGGAAUCCAGAAGGCGUAUCUCCCACCCUUCGGCCAACGCCAGAGGAAUGGUGCGAGGCCAUCCUUCAACGCUAGAGAUGGCUACCGUUAUUUCAUCGUUUUAGCCGCUGUUGCUUUGGCUCAGGCCGCCAAACUGGACAGGACCUACCUCCCACCUAACGCUCAAGCUUCUUCAGGAUCUGCCUUCCUGGAUGCUCCCCGCCAGUCCAACGGAUUCCAGAGCCAAACUGGUGCCUUCUCAUCCAGCGCCCAAAGCGGCGCUUACUCAGGCUUCGAAGCCCGUCCCGUGGAGCGCGCUCAGGCUGCCUUCGAGAGGAAUGCUGCUAUCCUUCGUCAGGACAACUCCAAUGAUGGAGAGACUUACGCGUAUGCUUAUGAGACUGAGAACGGCAUCUCCGGCGAAGAGAACGGAGUGGCGACCAACGGAGUGCAGGCUCAGGGCAGCUACUCCUACACUGGGGAUGAUGGCAAGGUCUACUCUGUGAGGUACACCGCUGAUGAGAACGGUUUCCAACCCCAAGGUGACCAUCUUCCCACUCCUCACCCCAUCCCUGAAGAGAUCCUGAAGGCUCUGGAGCAGAACGCUCGCGAUGAGGCAGCUGGCAUCUUCGAUGACGGAUCGUACAGCGAGGCUAAAUACGAUAGCAACUCCCAGCAAACUUACUACGACAGCAACGCUCAAGCGAUAAACUUCAACAAGGCUGACGCUGUUGUUACCAACUCCGCUGGUCUUCGCAAUGAUGCUCAUUUCGUUCAACGCAACAACCAGAGGGGUGGAGUGCAACAAAUCGCCUUCAACAGCAACUCUCGUGCUGCCCAAAGUUCCAGCUCUGCUGCUGGAGUCCAGAAAACUUAUCAGAGGACCAACUGUGUAGUGAUGGGAGUUGAAGAUGAAUCGAAUACAGUUAUUCAGAAGGCGGUCCAGUUUAUUGAUGAGAUCUGCAUUCAGGUCGUAGUAGCAAACAUCAGCAUAGUCAAUGAUAUAGUCCAGUCGCACCUCACUAUAAAUACUGUGAUAACGAUACUGGGUUAUCAGUUGCACUCACAGCUUCUAGGUAGCAAGUUCUGUACAACACAAGAACACAAAAUGAAACUGUUCAUUGUCUUAGCCGCUGUUGCUUUGGCCCAGGCCGCCAAACUGGACAGGACCUACCUCCCACCUAACGCUCAGUCUUCUUCAGGAUCUGCUUUCCUGGAUGCUCCCCGCCAGUCCAACGGAUUCCAGGGCCAAACUGGUGCCUUCUCAUCCAGCGCCCGAAGCGGUGCUUACUCAGGCUUUGAAGCCCGUCCGGUGGAGCGCGCUCAGGCUGCCUUUGAGAGGAACGCUGCCAUCCUUCGUCAGGACAACUCCAAUGAUGGAGAGACUUACGCGUAUGCUUAUGAGACUGAGAAUGGUAUCUCCGGCGAGGAGAACGGAGUGGCGACCAACGGAAUGCAGGCUCAGGGCAGCUACUCCUACACUGGGGAUGAUGGCAAGGUCUACUCUGUGAGGUACACCGCUGAUGAGAACGGUUUCCAACCCCAAGGUGACCAUCUUCCCACUCCUCACCCCAUCCCUGAAGAGAUCUUGAAGGCUCUGGAGCAGAAUGCUCGCGAUGAAGCCGCUGGCAUCUUCGAUGACGGAUCUUACAGCGAUGCCAAAUACGACACCAACGCUCGUAAUGGUUACCAAAGCUCCAGUUCUGCUGCUGGAGUCCAGAAAUCGUACCUCCCCCCCUUCGCGCAGAAGGCUGGAGCGAGACAGUCCUCCUUCGACGCUAGAGCCGGCUACCGAUACUAGAGACUGAUGUAAAUUGUUG
Molecule: messenger RNA, 2878 nt
Organism: Spodoptera litura
Lineage: Eukaryota; Metazoa; Arthropoda; Insecta; Lepidoptera; Noctuidae
Product: cuticle protein 3-like
Cellular component (GO): chitin-based extracellular matrix
Molecular function (GO): structural constituent of chitin-based larval cuticle
Source: RefSeq, a predicted model, not a curated record